AUGGUCCAAAUCGCCUCUGUCUUUGCUCUCGCCGCCCUCACCGCCGUCCAGGCCACCCCGAACUCGGCCAACAUGAUCCAGGUCUUUGGUGGCAAGGAAGCCGAGAUUGGCAAGCACCUCUACGUGACGGGUCGUCGCGAGGACGAGACGGACCAAAACUACUGCGGCGGUGCCGUCAUCUCGCCGACGGCGAUCCUCACGACUAGCUACUGCAUCGAAGACGACAACAUCAACUACGUCUCGAUCGGCUCGCACUACCUCAGCGGCGCCAAGGACGGCGAGCGCAUCGCGGUCAAGAAGAUCGUGCAACACCCCAAGUUCAACGACGACACGAUGGUCUACGACUUUGUGGUUCUCGAGCUCGCCAACGCGACAACUGUGACGCCGAUCGAGAUCCUCUUUGACGAGAACGACCCGGUCGUUGCCCCCGGCGCCGUCGCGACGGCCCGCGGCUGGGGCACGACCUCGGUGCUUGGCCCGCAUUCGGACGUUCUCAAGGAGGUCGACCUCAAGAUCUGGUCCAACAAGGACUGCCAGGCUGCUUUCGACAAUCUCCACAACCCGUCGCUGACGCCCGUGGAUGUGACGAUGAUCUGCGCCGGCGGCGUCAAGGGCGAGGGCACGUGUGAUGACGACGAAGGCGGCCCGCUCACGGUCUCCAAGGACGGCAAAGAAAUGCUCGUCGGUCUCACAAGCUGGAACGUUGCCUGCGCCCCGCCCGACCGCGCCAGUAUCUACUCUCGCUCUCGCAGGCCAAGGACUCUAUUGCGCCGUGCCUUACCAAGCCGGCAUGCUAGGCGAUGGCAUUCCGCAGCUCCGAUCGGUGCGGGUUUGUACGGACUAUAA
Molecule: messenger RNA, 846 nt
Organism: Saprolegnia diclina VS20
Lineage: Eukaryota; Oomycota; Saprolegniomycetes; Saprolegniales; Saprolegniaceae
Exons: 1
Coding region: 1-846 (281 amino acids)
Biological process (GO): proteolysis
Molecular function (GO): serine-type endopeptidase activity
Source: RefSeq, a predicted model, not a curated record